Penaeus chinensis is the source of this 1008-nucleotide messenger RNA. Its product is annotated as proline-rich extensin-like protein EPR1. The coding region runs from base 1 to 1008 and encodes 335 amino acids. The transcript is spliced from 4 exons. The record is from RefSeq and is a predicted model, not a curated record. Lineage: Eukaryota; Metazoa; Arthropoda; Malacostraca; Decapoda; Penaeidae.
AUGGCCGCAACAUCCGAAUCCCUGCAAACUAAAGUCCCUCGCUUAUACGAAAAUGAUUUUAGGCCAAAGACACCAAAGAUGGUAACACUGUGGAGGCGGAACAUCAUUGCCAUAAAGGGUAAAGCCCCUAAACCAUCCACAUUCACACUACCUUUAACAAUCCAAUCCUCAUCACCCAACAUUUACAAGUGCCCCCCACACAUCAAAUCCCACACAGGAACACCCAAAUGCCAAAUUCCCAAAAAUGCCCCCUAUCUCACACUGCCAAAAAAUAUCCCAUCACUGACUAUCCUCAUCACAGUGCCAACUAUCCUCAUCACUGAUAUCCUAUCACAGUGCCCAAAUAUUUCCCCAUCACGUGCAACUAUCCCCAUCACAGUGCCAAAAUUCCCCAUCACAAUGCCAACAUCCUAUCACGUGCAACUAUCCCCAUCCGUUGCCAACUAUUCUCAUCACAGUGCCAAUAUCCCCCAUCACGUGCCACCUAUCCCCCAUACGGCAAAAUAUCCCCAUCACAGUGCCAAAAUCCUCAUCACAGUGCCCCCUACCUAUCACGUGCAACUACCCAUCACAGUGCCAAUAUCCUCAUCCAUGCCACCUUUCCUCAUCACAGUGCCACUAUCCCCAUCACAGUCCAAUAUCCCAUCAAGCCACCCCAUCCCCUCACAUGCCACCUACCUCAUCACAGUCCAACUAUCCCAUCACGUGCCACCCAUCCUCAUCACGUGCAACUAUCCUAUCACAGUGCCAAAUAUCCCCAUACAAAUGCCCCCUAUCCUAUCACAGUGCCACCCCAUCCUCAUCCGUGCCACCCAUCCCCAUCACAGGCCACCUUAUCCUCAUCACGUGCCCCCUAUCCCCAUCCCACAGUGCCCCCCUAUCCUCACACAGUGCCCCUAUCCUCACACAGGCCACCUAACCCCAUCACGUGCAACUUCCCCAUCACGUGCAAACUAUCCUAUCACAGUGCCAACUUCCUCAUCACCGUGCCCAAUAUCCCACCAGUGA